This is a messenger RNA of Rubroshorea leprosula, 1355 nucleotides long. The record is from the annotation of a GenBank genome assembly. Lineage: Eukaryota; Viridiplantae; Streptophyta; Magnoliopsida; Malvales; Dipterocarpaceae.
CAUUCCAAGUCCAAGGAAGACCGAUUCCAAUGCUAAUCCAUGUCCACAAAAACCGUUUACCAGUAAAUAUCCAAUGAUGAAGAAUUCAUCAGAAUAAACCACCUUUACCGCGAGUUGUUUCUCAUCUUACUCCCCAAUGGAAGAUACGAGAGAUUCAACUGCUGUGCUACAUAUUGUGAAGAUUGUGAGGAUGGUUGUUAAGUUUCAUCCGCUAUUAAUGGUGACUAGUCUUAUCUUUGGAGUAAUAUUUAUGCGAUAUUGGAUUGAAGAGAAGGUCAGUAAUCAAUGGAAAAUUCUCAAGGUUUAUUGCCAAUCAACAAUGAGAAUCCUGCUAGAUCCGAUUAUUGAGAAGAUGAAGAAUCUAUCGAAAGCCCUCCACAUGCAUCUCAACAAUGAAGCGGCAAAUGGUCAGCUAAAGGCCAAGCUAAUCGUUUCAAGAGCUGGUUGGAAAAGUAUUGGUUGGAUUUGGAACGAGAUCUUCCUACAAAUACCACAGUUGGAAGCACUAGCAUUAUUUUGACUUUGUUAUUCACUGCUAUGGGUGUUGUACCGGUCUUCUUAGCAUCUCCUGUUGUCAAAUCUCCUUUGUUAGAUUAUAAAGGCUGGUUAGGUAGGACAAUCUGUUGCUUGAUUUGGAGGCUCCGGAUUUAUCAAGUCUAUCCUAAAGAUAGCUUAUUGCCCUCUAUAAAUACCAAAAGAAUCAGGGGUUUGAUUUUGAUUGUUGUAAAUGUUGCACAAGGCAUGUUCAUGUUUGUUUUUAUCAUAUCUCCCAUGGUCGAUUAUAAAUUAUGGUUAUUUGUAGUAACAAGUUAUGUGGUUUUCUUUUUUUGGUUACGAAGAUUUUUGCCGAAAGAUCAGCCACUACCCUUUACAAAUACCAAAGGAAAUACCAAAGGAAUCACCAGUAUGAUUUUGUCUUUGCAAUCCAUCGCUACAUGCGACAUUGCGGCGCUGUCUUGUUUGGAAACUCGCAAUCACUACAGUGAAUGGUUAGUUGGGGCAAUUUGUUAUUUUCUUUGGUGGGUUUGGUUAUGUAUUGUCAUUUCCCAAGGAUCUCUUACCAUCCAUCAUAGUUGAAUUUGAAGCUCUCUAGUGGUGGUAUUUAGCGCGUUUUCAUUUGUCAUGAUGUCUUGGAUCAAAUUGUCUAGAGCAACGCAUCAUCGACAAAAAGGAUGAAAAUCUUAACUGCUAGCUUAAAUCGUAAGUACUUGGAUUUAUAGAAAAUUUUAUAUACCUGUAUCAUUUCCUUUUUCAGGUAUAUGUAUAUAUGUAUACUAUAUUAUACUGAUUGUUUGCAAUUUUUCAGUUAUUUGUGUAUUGUUAUUUAGAUUAAUUGCAGCUGGUCUUUUGUUAUG